CCCCCUGUUUCUGUCCCCCUGCUCCCCUGCGCUGGGGCUGGGGGCUCUCUGCUGGGCUCGUGCUUGGGGGUCAGAGGAUGUGGCAAAGGCCCAGGUAGGGCGGCCCCAGGCCUAAGGGCAGAGCCUACUGCCCGAGGACUGCCAGGGCGGGCAGGAAGAGGAGUUCCGCGGAAGGUAUGAGCCGAUAGGGCCACCACUUCAGUGCCGCCGACCUCUUGAGUAAGCUCUGGCUUUGGGCUAUGUAGGUGUCGGGGUGGCUCCUGAGACAGGGCUUUGAGGCAAGGUAGCCAGUAGAGAUCCAUUUGGGAAAAGCAGACCUUCCACCUGAGGGGUAACCGAGGGGCACGCAGGGGUCUGGGUGGGAAGAGAUGGGGAGGGGGCCGUUGGAACCUCGCAGGCCCCUCUCCCUCUCAUUGUGCCCUUGGGCUGGACCUGCCGGCUCUGCCCCUUCCUGGCCUCUGCCCCACAGCCUGACUGACCCAGGGUGCACAGGGUUGCUGCAUCCCUGCCCAGAGCCCUGAAACUGGUUGGGGUGCUUUUCCUCCAUCCCAUUGUCUCUGCACCUGCCCUCUUGUUGGAGGACUGAUUGGUCAGCAUGCCACCAGCUUUCACGAGCAUUCAGUUUUUAACGUAAACAUACUCUGACCUAGUAGCGUUUAAGACAAUAUGUUAGAUUUGGGGAGAAGGCGCAGAAACCAGGAAGGGAGGAUGGGGAAGUGCACAACUGAGAUCAGGCGCCUCAGGAAAAGCAGGUGAGCACAGCCCUGCAGCUUCCUCUGGGAGUCAUUCUUGAAGGAGUGAGGUGGGGGCAAGGCCGGGAGGCCCUGGGCACAGCUUAGACCACUCAGGUGUCACCUGUGCGGGAGUGGGACCCUAUGCAGAGAAAUAGCAGACUUGGGUCUCCAUGGGGUGUCCUGAGACCCCUGUCACCCCCUCUGGGGGCUCAGACCAGCACUUGUUCACAUCGCAGCAUCAGAAGAAUAUGCCAUGUGACCUUGAGCAAGUCCUUCCCCCAUGCCUCAGUUCCCCCGUCUCCAGAGAGGACUUGACCUAUCCAGCCCUGGUAGCCUGACAUUCUGGGAACUGCAGCAAGGGGAGGGUGGUCCUCCUCAGCCAACAGGUGACUGGCGUCCCCCACAGUGGAACCUCGUGUGUGAGGAUGGCUGGAAGGUACCCCUGGAGCAGAUGAGCCACCUCCUAGGCUGGCUGCUGGGCUGCGUCCUGCUGGGCACGGGCUGUGACUGGUUUGGACGUCGGCCUGUGUUCGUGGCCUCCCUGGUGCUGGCCACGGGCCUGGGGGUCAGUGAGGCCCUGGCUGCCAGCUUUCCUGCCCUGCUGGCUCUGAGGCUGCUGCACGGGGGGGCCUUGGCAGGCUUUUUCCUUGCCCUCUACGUGGCUCGCUUGGAGCUGUGUGACCCCCCCAACCGCCUGGUAUUCUCCGCGGCAGCUGGCCUCUUCUCGGUGCUGGGCACUCUGCUGCUGCCGGGCCUAGCCCUGCUCGCACAGGACUGGCGCCUUCUGCAGGGGCUGAGCGCCCUGGUAACAGGACUCUUGCUGCUCUUUUGGGGGUUCCCAGCCCUGUUCCCUGAGUCUCCCUGCUGGCUGCUGGCCACAGGACAGCCAGCCCGAGCCAGGAGGAUCCUGUGGCAUUUGGCAGAAGCUGGGGACCCCGAGGACAGCCCGGAGGAGGAGAGCUCCCUGGCUACAGCCACAGAACUGGACAUGCUGGGUGCAGGGAGCCCUCAGCCCCAGUACCACUCCAUCCUGGAGCUCUGGCACACCUGUGUCGCCUGGAGAGAUGGACUCAUCCUGGGCUUCAGUUCGCUGAUCUGUGGGGGCAUCAGAGCCAGCUUCCUGCACAGCCUGACCCCGAGGGAGCCCGCCUUCUACCAGCCCUACUUCCUGGGCGCUGGCCUGGAGGCUGUAGCCACCUUGUUGCUGCUGCUCAUGGGGGACCGCUGGGGGCGACGCCCGGUCCUAUUGCUGGGCACCCUGGUCAUGGGCCUGGCAUCCCUGCUGCUCCUUGCUGGGACCCAGUACUUGCCAGGCUGGACUGUGGUGUCCCUCUCUGUCCUGGGCCUCCUGGCCUCCCAGGCCAUGUCUGCACUCAGUAGCCUCUUAGCGGCAGAGGUGCUCCCCACCGUCAUCAGGGGGGCCAGGCUGGGCCUCGUGCUGGGGGCUGGCUUCCUGGGCCAGGCAGCUGCCCCCCUGGCCGACCUGCACGGCCGGCGCGGCUUCUUCCUGCACCACGUAGUCUUUGCGUCCUUUGCCGUCCUCGCCCUGCUGUGCAUCCUGCUGCUGCCUGAGAGCCAGGGCCACCCACUGCCUGCGUCACUGCAGGACGCUGACCGCCUGUCCCUGCUCCACGGGGGCCACCCCUGCCGGGCCCCCCUGGACCACCUGCCACUGCUGCCAGCCUCCCACCAGCUGGCAGGGACGCCACGGGACCAGGAGGGCUGACCGGGAGCCAGGGCCAUGGAGGGGGCUCCCCCACCCCUGCUGGCUGCCGCUGCUCCUCAGGGAGCACCCACCACCCACUGUGGAGGAUAAAAGCAUCCAUGGAA
This is a messenger RNA of Canis lupus familiaris (dog), 2564 nucleotides long. It is a transcript of the gene SLC22A31, whose product is annotated as solute carrier family 22 member 31. Gene Ontology annotation, molecular function: transmembrane transporter activity. Lineage: Eukaryota; Metazoa; Chordata; Mammalia; Carnivora; Canidae. Gene Ontology annotation, biological process: transmembrane transport. Gene Ontology annotation, cellular component: membrane. The record is from RefSeq and is a predicted model, not a curated record.